AAUUGGAGAGAGUGCUUGCUCCUUAGUCCUCAGACAUGAUGUCUCUGGAAAACUAUUCUCUCCGCCCCCUACAACAACACCACCACUCCUUAGAUUGGGAUCUACACAGCAACAUUAAUGGAGUCGAGUAUUUCCAUGAACUCAUUCCUUUGGAUUGGGAGUCUCCGAUGUCGUCGGAGGCGUCCACCGGGUACCUGCAAGACGCGGUGGCCGAAUGGGAGGACCGGUGCAAGCGGCGGAGAACGACGGCGGCGGUGGCGGUCGCAGCGGCGGUGCCGCAUCGCGAUUGCACUUCGGUUGGGAUGAAUGAAGAGCUCCUGGAUCUUCUUCAAAAUUUUUGGGAUUCUAGCAACCAUGAUGAUCAUCAUCCUUUGGAUGGUUUGAAUUGUGUGAGCCAAGAGAAAUUUGCUGGUACAGAUCAUGAUGCUGCAAAUCCCAAGCUUUUAUCAUUGAAGGGCCACACCAUGCAACAAGUGUCAGGGAAAAAGCUCCAAGAAGAGAGAGGAGGAGCUUCACCACCAAAUCCCAAAGAAAAAGAUACCAACUAUGCUUCUGUAGAGUCAAAUUCUACUCAUCCCUCCACACUCAAAUAUUUGGCACCAAGAGGGAGCGAGAGCCAGAGGUGUAAGAAAAAGAAAGGCACGGGGGUGGCGUAUCCGUUCGCGGUGGUGAAGCCCGGCGGGCUGGAGGGGGACGUGACGCUGCACGACAUCAACGAGAGGAUCCUCAUGCGGCCCGCCCGACCCGUCCGGCACCCGGUCGGGGAGUUUGCGCCCGGCCCGUGCGUGUCGGCCCGCGGGCCGGGUUUGUCCGGCAAAGCUGUAGUGAGCCUCACCAGGAUCCAUACAAGAGGGAGGGGCACUAUUACAAUUAUCAGAACAAGAGGAUAAACCUUUUCCCCUUUUUUUCCCCCUUUUUGCAUUGAUAUAUACAUGUAUAUUUAAGAUAUA
Messenger RNA from Ananas comosus (pineapple), 950 nucleotides. Its product is annotated as protein XRI1-like. Bases 36 to 890 code for a protein of 284 amino acids. Gene Ontology annotation, biological process: female meiotic nuclear division; male meiotic nuclear division. The transcript is spliced from 5 exons. NCBI's taxonomy places the organism in Eukaryota, Viridiplantae, Streptophyta, Magnoliopsida, Poales, Bromeliaceae. The record is from RefSeq and is a predicted model, not a curated record.